This is a messenger RNA of Olea europaea var. sylvestris, 1341 nucleotides long. RefSeq lists its product as uncharacterized. The coding region runs from base 1 to 1341 and encodes 446 amino acids. Lineage: Eukaryota; Viridiplantae; Streptophyta; Magnoliopsida; Lamiales; Oleaceae. The transcript has 3 exons. The record is from RefSeq and is a predicted model, not a curated record.
AUGGUUCCAACUUACAGAAGUUACAUAGAAUCCAAGUACCAGGAAAUGCACAGAAUAGCUUCCAAUGAAGGAAGAAUGGAAGAGGCAAAUUUUACAGUGGACAAAUUGAGAGUAGUGGUGAAAAAAUAUUGGCUAAUGGCAGCAACAGGGAGCCCCGGGUUCGUAUUGGCACGUUCUGUGACUUGCACUGCUUCAGGUUUGAUUUGUGUGUUCACUGCUUUCUUUUUGGUAGAAGCUCAUAUUCAACAAUUGUUUUGGCCCGGAGAAUUCUCGAAGCGUACUUCCACCUACAAGUGGUCAAUUAAAUGGAUUCUAGCUACCCAGUUUGUCGGAGUUUUCGUGGGAACUAUUGCCACUGCCUUCAAAUGGUUCACUGCUGCAUGCUUCAAGCUUUCAGAACUAGACAGUAAAAGCUUCAAAAGUGAAUUCAAAAUCGAGAAUUAUUGGAUUCAGAGGCUGGUGGACUGGAAAGAAAGGCCAUUACCUUUACAAAUUCUAAUUGUUUCGGUGAGCAAACUUGUACUUGUCAUUUCUGCCUCAUCUUUCCACCUCAUCGGUUGGUUGAUGAUAUUUGUUGUAAAUGCCUCUUGCAACAAAAAAGGAUCAGAAUCAAGCAUUGAUUCCGAACUAGAUCUUACCCGUUAUGUCUUGCUACUUGAAGGAGAAGUACAACUGCCAAAAAAGACCGUAAAAAACAUCUGGAAUGAGGUGGACAAGCUUAUCCGGACAGGUAAAAGUCAGCAGCCCAAGAACCUGAUUAAACUUCAAAGUAAAUCUAACAACUUUAAUGGGGUGAGAGAAUUUGACAGUAAUCACGUUCCAAGUUUACAUUCCCAGGAGCCUUCGAAUUGCUGGUCUCUACCUGUGGUAACCCUUACGUGCAUCGCCAUUGCACUUCCCAACAUCCCAAGUUAUAGGGGUAAUCAGUUAUUGAGGUCUGUCGGUGAAGGCCUUUCCUCGUUAAAAGUAAUAGAAAAGGCCUUGUAUAGAAAUGGAGCUCUGGUAAACAUUAGAAAUGCAGCAGAUAUUGAUCUCUGCAAAUCAAAUGCCCAAGGCAAAACCUCUAAGGAAACACUAGAAGAGCUUUCCAAUGUAGCUGAAAUGACUGUUAUGCAGUUCCUCAGAUACACGAACAAUCUCGUCAUGGUGAACCCUCUAAAUUGGCCAGAUAGGAUUAUAGCUGCAAACUCAAUGUAUCGAAUUAGUCGAACUAUUUUACUGGCCUAUGACAGUUACCAAAGAGAUGGACUUUUUGACCAUUUAUCCAUCAUGAUUGCGGAUAUAUUGGCAGCCCGCCUUACCAAUUUACCCGAUGUUAUAACUGUGAGAAAGGAGAAGUAG